AUGGCCGCUGCCCAAGCUCAGAGAGAGGCUGAAGAACAUGCCAGAAGGGCGCAGAGGUUGGAACGGGAGCUGAACCAGGAUCAGGUCAGGAUGAGAACUGAUUUCAAUCGGCAGAACCCGCCAAAGUUUGAAGGGGAAGUUGAACCCGAGAAAGCGGAUCUUUGGAUCCAAGAGCUGGAAAAGAUUUUUGAAGCUUUGCACACAACUGAUGGAGAGAAGGUGAAUCUCGCUACCUUCAUGCUGAAAGGGGAUCUCUGCAACCGUUUCAUGAUUGGUUUGAGGGAUGAAAUUGAGGAGUCCGUCAGACCUUUGGGAGUCAGAGUCUUUCAACAACUGGUUGAGAAGUCUCGCGAGGUUGAAGUCAUGAAGAAUCGUCGAGGGAACCGACAGGAAAGUGGAGGGCCAAUCAGGUCUGGUCAGAAACAAGCUGGGAAGACUGAAAAGGGUAGGGCUGGUCAGAAGAAGCCUUAUCAGAAUGCAACUGGUAGGACAUCAUCUACCAAAGUCGGAGCAAAAACUCCGAGAGAAGAUGUUACUUGUUUCAAGUGUAAUGAGAAAGGGCACUAUGCCAAUGAAUGUGGGAAAGAGAUUACUUGCUGGAAGUGCCAGAAGACGGGGCACAUCUCGACAAACUGUCCUGAUGCGCCAAAAGCUGAACCUGUGUUGAAUACGGCAAGGGGGAGACGUCCAGUUGCUAAGGGACUUGUCUUUGCUGUUACUAGCAAGCAAGCUGAGGGUGUUGAAGAUCUUAUUCAGGGCAUUUUAUUGAGGAAGCAUUGGAUUCUUGAGGAGACACUACAAGCGGUUGGCGCUAAGGCAAUGGUGGUUGGGCAUCCUCUUCAAACUAUAGGUGUAAAUUGGUAA
Lotus japonicus is the source of this 864-nucleotide messenger RNA. RefSeq lists its product as uncharacterized. The transcript is spliced from 2 exons. The record is from RefSeq and is a predicted model, not a curated record. Gene Ontology annotation, molecular function: single-stranded RNA binding; zinc ion binding; translation regulator activity. Lineage: Eukaryota; Viridiplantae; Streptophyta; Magnoliopsida; Fabales; Fabaceae. Gene Ontology annotation, cellular component: cytoplasm. Gene Ontology annotation, biological process: positive regulation of cytoplasmic translation. The coding region runs from base 1 to 864 and encodes 287 amino acids.